Aphanomyces astaci is the source of this 903-nucleotide messenger RNA. RefSeq lists its product as hypothetical. Gene Ontology annotation, molecular function: nucleic acid binding. Bases 1 to 903 code for a protein of 300 amino acids. Lineage: Eukaryota; Oomycota; Saprolegniomycetes; Saprolegniales; Verrucalvaceae. The transcript has 4 exons. The record is from RefSeq and is a predicted model, not a curated record.
AUGAAUGACCUGACAUCCGACCAGCGCCGGGCUGUGGUUGACCAUCUUCUCUUGCGCAUUGUAAAGGGUCCCUGUAAGCUGCAACGUGGUGCGAUACAAGACGUCGCUCGCAUGUUUGGCCGCAAUCGCCAAACGAUUGCUGACAUCUGGAAGCGUGCCAACGUGUCACUGGGCAACGGCGACCUUCCAGCACGUGAGUUGGUCUGCGAGGACGUUUCGAGCAAAAAAAAGGUCGAGUUGGGCCCUAAGCUAACUGAUGUGAACAAAACUGCCGGCGUGAAGUGGGCCAUGGACUUCGUCCACCCGACCGAGCUCCGAUUCCACGACAUGUACGACUACGUACACGUUGAUGAGAAGUGGUUCAAUGCAACUCGAGUCAAGUCUCGCUUCUACCUCCUCCCCGGCGAGACCCCACCCCAUCGCACGACCCAAAGCAAACGUUUCAUCACAAAAGAGUUGUGGGACGGCAAGAUCGGGACGUGGCACUUUACCGAGAUCGUCCCAGCUGCAAAGUCGUCGCGCAAUCGCCCAGCCGCCAUUAAGGCGAAGUGGCCCACCGAAAGUAGCCGCUCCGUCGUCAUCCAGCAGGACAACGCCCGACCACAUGUGUCCCCUUGGGAUGCCGCCGUUGUCAGUGCCUGCACGUCCGACGGUUGGUCAAUGAGUCUCAAGUGUCAAGCUCCAAACUCACCUGACCUCAACGUGUUGGAUCUCGGGUUCUUUCGAGCCAUCCAGUCGCUGCAGCAGACGCACCAUUCAAACACCUAUCAAGAGAUCGUGGACGCAACGAACAAGACGAUGUCGACCCGUGGUCGUUGGAACGCAACUUCCUUACCUUGCAGUGCUGUCUCCGCGAGGUCAUCAUGGCUGCCGGCGACAACUCCUACAAGGUCCCGCACAUGA